Westerdykella ornata is the source of this 934-nucleotide messenger RNA. RefSeq lists its product as uncharacterized. NCBI's taxonomy places the organism in Eukaryota, Fungi, Ascomycota, Dothideomycetes, Pleosporales, Sporormiaceae. Bases 467 to 817 code for a protein of 116 amino acids. The transcript has a single exon. The record is from RefSeq and is a predicted model, not a curated record.
GCCACGGCAUCAACGUCUGGUCCGUGAGCGGUACAAGCGGGAUCCGAACAUGCUUGUUGAUGUGAUUGCGAGGACUCCAGCAGCGGGCAUAAAUACCGGCUCUUUCACCCUCAAUCCGACAUCCCCAGACUCCAGGACGCCAACAUCCACUGAGGCUUGAGAACUAUCCCUCUCGUCCCUGCUCUUCAAACCGGAAAACCCCUUUAGUCAACUCUUCUUCAACUCCCAUUCUCUUUAGCAGACUGCUCUGGUGCUCGUCGUCCAACCGAAGUGUAUGUUGAAGGGAUGUUCGCCCCGGUCAUCGAACCCGAAGAAUUGACAAGGAGCAGGUGCACAGUCAACGAUCCAAUCAAACGCGACUGCUGUUCGACCUUCAGAACACCAGGCAAGCCGCAAGAGCUCAUGUCCAAACAAACAAUGCACAAGACUGACAAUAAGAAGCACCGACGUUCCCAGCUCUUGAAACAUGUGCUUCUUCGAUCAACAGCGUUUCGUUUGCGGUGACUGGAAGUGGGGCCACUUCCGCCAGCACUGCCAUAAGGAGUACCGGAUUGGUGAGACAUGUGGCAUGAAACUUAUCAUGCACACUGUCCCUGUCGGCCAGAAGUGUAAGCUGUGCGAGAAGAUCGACACCAAGAAGCGACGGCGGGCCGCCGAGGUUGAGCGGAUCAAUCGAUGGCAGCGUGAAGGGUCCAAAUUUCGAGCGUCCAUUGACAAAUCCAUGGAAAUAAUCCGAAGCCUAGACUACGAAAUCCAGGAGCUCGAAUGCGAACGGGGCCGUCGACUGCAGGGGAUCGGAACCCAGAUGCGCUCGUGAAAUGGGGUUCAUGACGCGGGCGUCUGGGAAUGGGUUUCAUGUACAACGCUUCUUGGUUGCUUUCGACGAAGUCCACUCAUUCUGGAGCUUUUGAGACGGAACGAUACGGAGAGACUG